Molecule: messenger RNA, 2786 nt
Organism: Vicia villosa (hairy vetch)
Lineage: Eukaryota; Viridiplantae; Streptophyta; Magnoliopsida; Fabales; Fabaceae
Product: subtilisin-like serine-protease S
Exons: 11
Coding region: 330-2621 (763 amino acids)
Biological process (GO): proteolysis
Molecular function (GO): serine-type endopeptidase activity
Source: RefSeq, a predicted model, not a curated record
CAUAUUCUCUCUCUAACUUUCUCUCUCAUAGUCAUCAUAUAAUUCACCAUUUAACAACUAGUGCUUCUGCCACCACUACUGCUACUACUCCAUGUUCUCUCAUUGCAACCAUCACUUUUUUUUGUUAUAUAAACAACCUAGUUGAAUCUUACCACAUGACACAUCAACCAUGUUUCUCACCCUUCACUUGUUCCUCAUAAAGAUUCAAUUUUUAUUUUCCAUUCACAAUAUUUUGGAAAUUUAAACAUUUUUCUAUAUACCCUUUUGUCUUUACUUAUAUAACCUUGCUCUAUUUUCUCAUAUACAUUACAAACUUUGAAACUUCAACAAUGUCUUCUUCUUUUCGUUAUCCUGUUAUGAACAGUACCUUGUUUUCUCUGUUUCUUUUUGUGCUUAUUGCAAAUGUUAGCUUUUGCUUCUCCACCAAGGUUUAUUUAGUUUAUAUGGGAAGCAAAAGUGGUGAACAUGAACACCCAGAUGAUAUUUUGAAGGAAAAUCAUCAAAUACUUGCUUCUGUUCAUAAUGGAAGCAUUGAACAAGCACAAGCUUCUCAUGUUUAUAGCUAUAGACAUGGUUUUAGAGGCUUUGCAGCUAAGCUCAGUGAUGAACAAGCUUCACAAAUUUCUAAAAUGGCAGGAGUGGUUUCUGUUUUUCCAAAUUCUAAAAGAAAGCUUCACACAACUCAUUCAUGGGAUUUCAUGGGACUUUUGGAUGACCAAACCAUGGAAACUCUUGGCUACUCUAUUAAAAACCAAGAAAACAUCAUCAUUGGUUUCAUUGAUACUGGAAUUUGGCCAGAAUCUCCGAGUUUCAGUGACACCGACAUGCCAGCAGUGCCACCAGGGUGGAAAGGUCAAUGUCAAUCAGGAGAAGCAUUCAAUGCUUCAACUUGCAACAGGAAAGUGAUAGGUGCGAGAUACUAUAUAAGUGGAUACGAAGCAGAAGAAGAGUCAAACGAAAAAGUCUCGUUCAAAUCAGCUAGGGAUAGCACUGGUCACGGUAGCCAUACAGCUUCUAUAGCCACGGGGAGAUACGUAGAAAACAUGAACUAUAAAGGACUAGCAAGUGGAGGUGCGAGAGGAGGGGCACCAAUGGCUAGGAUUGCUGUAUACAAAACAUGCUGGGAUUCAGGUUGCUAUGAUGUGGACUUGUUAGCUGCAUUUGAUGAUGCUAUAAGAGAUGGAGUUCACAUUUUGUCUCUAUCACUCGGUGCUCAAUCACCGCAAGGAGAUUAUUUCAAUGAUGCUAUAUCUAUAGGUUCGUUUCACGCUGCUAACCGUGGAGUGCUUGUUGUUUCAUCGGCUGGAAAUGAAGGAAUGCCGGGUUCUGCUACUAAUCUUGCACCAUGGAUGCUUACUGUUGCUGCUAGCUCAACUGAUAGGGAUUUCACUUCUGAUAUCAUGUUAGGAAAUGGCGCAAAAGUCACGUUACUGGAUCAGGGUGAAAGUCUGAGUCUGUUUGAAAUGAAUGCAUCAUCAAGGAUAAUUUCGGCAUCUCAAGCCUUUGCAGGAUACUUCACUCCUUAUCAAUCCAGUUACUGUUUAGAGAGUUCUUUGAAUAAAACAAAGACCAAAGGGAAGGUUCUAGUUUGUAGACAUGUCGAGAGUUCAACUGAUUCAAAGGUGAAAAAGAGUAAGAUAGUUAAAGAAGCAGGUGGAGUUGGAAUGAUACUUAUUGAUGAGACAAAUCAAGAUGUUGCUAUCCCGUUCGUGAUCCCUUCGGCUAUUGUUGGAAAGAAAACAGGCGAAAAGAUUCUAUCCUAUCUCAAGACUACUCGUAAACCUAUGUCAAAGAUAUUAAGAGCAAAGACAGUAAUUGGAGCUCAACCAGCACCGCGCGUCGCAGCAUUUUCUUCUAGAGGUCCUAGUGCUCUAAGCCCUGAAAUUUUGAAGCCUGAUAUCACAGCUCCAGGAAUAAACAUUCUUGCAGCAUGGUCUCCAGCAACCGGAAACAUGUUCAACAUUCUCUCGGGAACUUCUAUGGCUUGCCCUCAUGUAACCGGAAUCGCAACCUUAGUCAAAGCUGUUCAUCCUUCAUGGUCUCCGUCUGCCAUCAAAUCCGCCAUCAUGACAACCGCAACAAUCCUAGAUAAACAUCACAAACCGAUCAGCGUAGAUCCAGAACAAACAAGGGCCAAUGCGUUCGAUUAUGGAUCAGGGUUUUUGAACCCUGCAAGAGUUCUUGACCCUGGUCUCAUCUACGAUUCCGAACCAACAGAUUUUAUCGCAUUCCUAUGUUCACUUGGUUAUGAUCAAAGAUCACUUCAUCUAGUUACUAGAGACAACAGCACAUGUAAUAGCAUGAACACAUUGACCACUGCAUCAAACCUCAACUAUCCAUCCAUUUCAGUUCCAAAUCUCAAAGACAGUUUUUCAGUUACAAGGGUUGUGACAAAUGUUGGAAAAGCAACAAGUAUAUAUAAAUCUAUAGUUUCUUCACCACCUGGUGUUAAUGUCACGGUUACGCCGAACCGGUUAGUUUUCAGAAGAAUGGGACAGAAAAUCAAGUUCAUUGUGAAUUUCAAAGUAACUUCUCCUUCAAAAGGAUACAAAUUUGGAUUCUUGUCAUGGAAAAAUAAAAGAUUACAAGUUACUAGUCCUUUGGUUGUAAAGGUUGGUUAGACAACAAUGAUUGUAAAUAUCAGUAUAUAGCUUAAAAAGCUUUGAAUUAUUACUGCUAAAAUUGUGCUAGGUAUAUGUUUGGAUAAGAAACAAUUGCUUAAAAUAGAAUCCAAAGAAAAUAUGUAUUUAGGUGAAAUUACUUUGAAGUUCAAUAUUAUUUGUCAA